Molecule: messenger RNA, 1494 nt
Organism: Debaryomyces fabryi
Lineage: Eukaryota; Fungi; Ascomycota; Pichiomycetes; Serinales; Debaryomycetaceae
Gene: SPR1
Product: Spr1p
Exons: 1
Coding region: 1-1494 (497 amino acids)
Biological process (GO): glucan catabolic process
Cellular component (GO): cell surface; extracellular region
Molecular function (GO): glucan exo-1,3-beta-glucosidase activity
Source: RefSeq, a predicted model, not a curated record
AUGUUUAAAAAAAUUCAAACUAUUAUCAUACUUUUGAAUGGUUUAACAACUCUAUUUGCGCAAUUUCAGGGACCAUAUAACAUCAACUCGGAUUAUUCAUACGUCCGUAAAGAGCAGAAAAUAAAAGCAAAAAAUGGGGAAAAACACCAAGUUGAUUACUGUGAAAAGAUUUUCGGUGUCAGUCUUGGGGGUUGGUUGGUAUUAGAGCCUUGGAUUGUUCCAAGUCUCUUUGAAGAAGCAUACGAAAAAACAGGUGAAAUGCCGGUAGAUGAAUAUACUUUUACAAAACUAUUGGGGCAAAGGGAAGCAGAAAAGGUUUUAGAAGAACACUGGUCAACCUUCUAUACGGAGGAAGACUUCCAGGAUAUAGUGGAUCAUGGAAUAAAUAUGGUGAGAAUCCCCGUGGGCUAUUGGGCAUUUGGUUUGCUUGAAGAUGAUCCCUACAUUCAGGGACAAGAAUACUAUUUGGAUCAGGCUAUAGAAUGGGCGGACAAGUAUAAUUUGCAAGUGCAAAUUGAUCUUCACGGUAUGCCAGGGUCUCAGAAUGGGUUUGAUAAUUCGGGGAAACGGACCGAGCCUACAUGGUUGGAUGAAAAAGAAAAUAUGGACUUAACCUACAAAGUUGUUGAAUAUUUUUUCAAUAAAUAUGGAGGCGAGGAAUAUGAGGAUAUUAUCACAAGUAUUGAAGUAGUAAACGAACCAUUUGCAUUUAUACUUGACAAGGAUGAUUUGCGCGAGUUUUAUGAAUACGCCUAUCAAUGUGCUCGAGAGAAUGGUGUAAAAGCCAAUUUAUUUUACCACGACGGAUUCUUGCCAAUUGGUUCAUGGGAUGGAUUUAUGAAUGAUUCUAGUACAUACUCCAAUAUCACAAUUGACCAUCACCUCUACGAAAUAUUCUCGGAACAUCAAAUCGCAUUGGACAUAGAUCAACAUAUUAAGAAUGUUGAAGAUCAAGGUGAAGCUAUGGCUCUCCAGCCUCAUCACAGGGUCGUUGGUGAGUUUUCGGGAGCUAUUACCGAUUGCACUAAGUAUAUAAAUGGCGUAGGGUUUGGAGCAAGGUAUGAUGGAACAUUUUCGAAAACAAAGCCGAUCGGAAGUUGCAAAAACCAUUCUGAUUUCGACUCGUGGUCAGAAGAGUUUAAAAACAGUACUAAAGAGUUUAUCAGAGCCCAAUUUGAAACCUACGAAGAGAAAGGAGACGGGUGGAUUUUUUGGUGCUUCAAAACCGAAGAUGCUAUUGAAUGGGAUUUCAAAAGAUUGGCUAGCUUAGACAUGUUGCCCGAAUCCUUUUUAAAUAGAAGGAAAUGUCAAAAUUUGAAGGCUACGCAAAGACUGAACAAGACCGAAAAGAACGAAACCACGCUUGAAAAAACAAGCGACAGUUGCAGAAAUAUUGAUAAAACAAUACUUAAUUUUCAUAGGUUUCAAGCAACCGAUUUCAUAUCUGUAGUAUUAGUUUCUUUGAUUUUAUUGAUUUUUGUUGCAACUCCAUAA